AUGGGCAAAAAACUCUCUGCAUCGUCAACAAAGCCGCAGUCGGGCGGUGUCGUAGUACCGGCGACGACGAACCCGAAAGCCAACGGCGGCGCUCCGAAACUUACACGUGCCGAUUCUGGCGUUGACGUUUCGAAGUCUGGCCAGGACAAGCCACUGCCGGUCACACUGCUUUCUGGUUUCUUGGGAAGCGGAAAGACGACCCUCCUCCAGCACAUUCUCAAGAGCGACCACGGCCUUCGCAUCGCAGUAAUUGUCAACGAUAUUGGAGCUGUGAACGUCGAUGCGUCCUUGAUUAAGAAGAGCCACAAAAUCACAAAGACCGAAGAGAAGGUCAUCGCUCUCCAGAAUGGCUGCAUCUGCUGCACCCUUCGCGGCGAUCUGCUAGAAGAGCUGGUGAACCUCUCCGAGCUCCACGAGUUUGACUAUGUGGUCAUUGAGAGCAGUGGCAUCAGCGAGCCCGAGCAAGUUGCCGAGACCUUCGAUGCCCGUCUGGCGGAGCAAAUGCAAGCCAUGGGUGAAGGACCGGAGGGUCUGGAUGCCGACACACUCAAGCUUCUCAAGAGACUUGCCGAUGCCGGGGGUGUCGACAAGUUCGCCCGUCUCGAUACCACCGUCACCGUCAUUGACGCCUUCACAAUCUUCAACGACUUCCACACAAGCGACCUGCUCUCCUCGAGACGAGACGACGUCGUUCCCGAAGACGAGCGUACCGUUUCGGACCUCAUGGUCGACCAGAUCGAGUUCGCCGAUGUCAUCAUCCUGAACAAGGUGGACAUGGUAACGAAGAACGACCGCGCCCGCGUCCUCGACCUGAUCAAGAAGCUCAACCCCAGAGCCAAGAUCCUCGAAGCCAACUAUGGCAAGAUCGACGUCAAGGAGAUCGUCAACACAAACACUUUCGACCUCAAGGUCGCCCAGUCCGGUGUCGGCUGGCUGCAGGACUUGCACGCCAUGACAGUACGCGAGGUGAACGGCCGCAAGAAGAUCACCCCCAAGCCCGAGACCGAAGAAUACAACGUCCGCAACUUCAUCUACACAAGAACACGGCCCUUCAAUCCUCGACGUCUCUGGUCUCUCAUCUACGACAAGUUCAUUCUCCAGAUGGAAGCUCCUGAGGGGGAUGAUGAUGAGAUGGACGAGGAUGAAGAGGAUGCAGACAUGGACGACGCCCAGAAGGAAGAUGAAGAAUGGGAAGACGACGAGGAAGAGGAGGAAGGAGAUGAUGAAGACGCCGACAUGGAAGACCCCCUGGAGCCGCCAUCAAACGAAGUAAUCCUCGCCAACAAGACCGCCAACCCGCUCUUCAACCGUUUAUUCCGCUCGAAGGGCGAGUUCUUCCUCGCGACGAGGCCGCACAGGGCAGGCGACUGGUCACAGGCUGGUGCGAUGUUGACUAUGACCGGCGGUCGUCCGUGGUUCUGCAUGCUCGACCCGUCAGACUACAUGACGGGCGACGCAGAGGUUGACGCACUCGUCAAGCACGACAUCAGCAAGGGUGGUGAAUGGGGCGAUCGUCGCCAGGAGCUGGUCUUCAUCGGAGAGAAUCUCGACAUCAAGGGUCUCGAGGCGGCGCUGGACGAGUGCUUGCUCAAUGACGAGGAGUGGAAGAAGUGGCAGAAGGUCAUGAGGAAUAAGAAGUGGGACUUGGAGAAGAAGCUGGAUAAGCUGCAGGACAUGUUCGACGAUGGGUUCCCGGACUGGGCGGAUGAUGAAGAGGACCAUGAGGGACAUGAUCACGCGUAA
Colletotrichum karsti is the source of this 1743-nucleotide messenger RNA. RefSeq names its product cobW domain-containing protein. The record is from RefSeq and is a predicted model, not a curated record. The coding region runs from base 1 to 1743 and encodes 580 amino acids. Lineage: Eukaryota; Fungi; Ascomycota; Sordariomycetes; Glomerellales; Glomerellaceae. The transcript has 5 exons.